Molecule: messenger RNA, 1747 nt
Organism: Habropoda laboriosa
Lineage: Eukaryota; Metazoa; Arthropoda; Insecta; Hymenoptera; Apidae
Gene: sv
Product: period circadian protein-like
Exons: 10
Coding region: 1-1746 (581 amino acids)
Biological process (GO): regulation of transcription by RNA polymerase II; anatomical structure development
Molecular function (GO): DNA-binding transcription factor activity, RNA polymerase II-specific; RNA polymerase II cis-regulatory region sequence-specific DNA binding
Source: RefSeq, a predicted model, not a curated record
AUGGACCUCAGCACCGCCUAUCGAUACAAUCAGAAUAUGAUGGAAUAUUACACCUGCCACGGCGGAGUUAACCAGCUCGGCGGCGUCUUCGUGAACGGAAGGCCCCUACCGGAUGUAGUGAGGCAGAGGAUCGUCGAGCUAGCGCACAGCGGCGUCCGACCGUGCGACAUUUCCAGACAACUCAGGGUAUCUCACGGCUGUGUUUCCAAGAUACUGUCGAGGUAUUAUGAAACCGGCAGCUUCAAGGCCGGAGUCAUAGGUGGUUCGAAGCCAAAGGUGGCGACGCCGCCGGUCGUCGAGGCGAUCGCCAACUACAAGAGGGACAAUCCGACGAUGUUCGCCUGGGAGAUCAGGGACCGAUUGCUAGCCGAGGGCAUUUGCUCGCAGGACAACGUGCCAUCCGUCUCCUCGAUCAACCGAAUCGUGAGGAACAAAGCGGCGGAGAAGGCGAAGCACGCGCAUCAGCAGCAGCAGGCGCAGCAGCAGCAAGGUCAGCAACAAGGUCAACCUGGAUCAGGUGGUUCCGUGUCGGUGAUAGCCCAUGCACCUGCAACGGCGGCGGGUCACCCAGCGGCGACCGCUCCCAACGCUUACAGCAUCAGCGGCAUCUUGGGAAUCCCGGCGCACCAUCAGGACCCGAACGGCAACAGCAUCAAGAGAAAACGCACCGACGACGACGACAACCGAGACCUGAACGAUCAUCCGGAAGACGACCUGAAGAGACAGAGAAGCAACUACAACGGUGAUCAACUGUACUCAAACCUGUGGUCGAGUAAAUGGAGCAUCAAGGACGAGCACAAGCUCCUGAGCGAGCUCGGCGGUGGCGGCGGCGGUGGCGGAGGCGGCGGUGCUAGCGGCGGCACGAACGGCGCUGGGGCAGGAGGAGGCGGCGGCGGUGGAGGAGGUGGUGGAGGAGGUGGCGGCGGAGGAGGCGGAGGUGGCGGUGGCGGAGGUUACUACGAACACGGAGGAUUCCCCGGGAACGCGAUUGCCACCUCCGCCGAGCUCUACGACUCCCUGGGCACCAUCAGCACGAUGACGCAAGCGCAAACGCCCCAUCUCUACACCCCGCCCAUAGGGGGCACCAUAGCAGGUGGUACUUUGACGCCGCUCGCGCCACUGACGAUGCAAGAACUAAAAUUGAGCCAAACAUUGGACGGGGCUAACAUGUCUCCUUACCACACCACCGCAGAGAGCAGUACCGUCGCAGUGUCGUAUGUGGGGGUGGGGGCCGGCGGGGGCGAGCAGAGUCCCCCGAUUUCGUUGCAGAACGAGACAAACGCCACCCCCGCGGCCCCCAACACCCCUGGAGGGGAUCCCGGACUGACGGUCUUGCAGCCGCCAGUUUCUCAGCCCCAGGUAGCAUCUGCGAUACCACCGUACUCCACGAUGCUUCCAAGUUUCGGACACUACGCCACCGGUGGUGGUGACUACGCGUACAGCGCGGCGUAUUCUCAAUACUCGAGCGCACCGUACAGCGGCUACGGUUAUGGAGCAGCGACAAGCGGGUUGCUCAACUCCACGUACUACUACUGCAACGGGGACACGCUGGCGUCUUCCCACAACAAUUCGCAGCAGGGCGGCGGAUGUAACAACGCAGGUCCAGAGAACAGCACAGACGUGGCCAGCCGCUCGCCCUUGGCAGCUACCAGGGCGAGUAGCGGCGCGAGCGCGGCAUCACCAACCGGAAGUGCAUGCACAAAACCGGAUCACACUUCCACGCCGACGGACCUUUAUCUGGCCUGAU